AUGACUCCUCGCAUUCAACAUCCAGCUCCAUCCUUUUCCAAGACUGCCUUGCUUCCAGAUGGAUCUUUCGGAACCAUCAACUUGAACGACUACAAAGGCAAAUAUGUUGUCUUGUUCUUCUAUCCUCUUGAUUUCACUUUCUCAUUGGUGUCUCAGUGGACAGUGAAUUCACUCUAUCUUGCAUGGACUCAAACUCCAAGAAAUCAAGGAGGUUUAGGCUCUCUCAACAUUCCUCUCAUCUCCGAUUUGGAUCAAUCCCUUUCGGCUACGUAUGGUGUAUUGAUGGAGGAUGGAACUGCUGUUCGUGGAACCUUUCUCAUUGAUGAUCAACAAGUGUUGAGACAAAUUACAGUGAAUGAUAUGGAUGUGGGUCGUAAUGUGGAUGAAAUUUUGAGAUUGGUUCAAGCCUUUCAAUUUGUAGCUCAGCAUGGAGAGAAAGAGAAGUCAACCAACAAAAAAAGUAAAAAAAAAUUAAAAAAUCGAAUAUUAUUGCCAUUUGAUCCGCAACAAGACAACAUGAUCAGCGAUGAAGAAUUCAGAAGGCUCAUCGGAGUCGGUACCUCUUCAAAGCCAUCAUCAGCAUCAACCACCACAAGUACAACGGUUUCCUUUCCAAAAACCUCCACAUUACCUCCGACACAGCACUCAUCCAAAAGCCAAACUCAAGACUCGUUAUUAACUGCCUUGUUGAAUGAAGAAGAGCCAGCAGAAAUUCCUCGUGAUGAUAUUAAGAACCCUUUCGUGGUUCGAUCAACAACAACUCCUCACAACUCCUCAAAGAAGAAUGAAGAGGACGUUCUCGAUUUGACGCAAAUUGAUACUUCAAUGUUGAGGGAGGCUUUUGAUGAUUUGACUCAGAUCGAUCAGGAGGAUGAAGUAUUGAUAUCCUCUCCACCAAUCUCAACUCCGAAGAAGAAUUUGAACAGAUCUGCUGUGUUACCACCAACACCUCCACAAUUUGUUACACCUUCUGUCGUGAAACAAGCUAUUGAUAACAUUAAUUCUUUGAAAAGUGACAAUUUAAAAUUAUUUGUUGAAUCGUCUUCAAUACGGGAAGAGAAAGCAGCUGCUGCAACCGAGGAAGAAGGAAAAGUGAAGAUGAGGAUAAAAAAGAGAGACACCACCACCGAUGACGAGGAAGAUGAAAAUUACACGAAGGACACAAGUACGCCAAAGAAGAGAAAAUCUCCAACAAAAUCAAAAAGCACAACUCCUAAAAAGAAAAAAGUUGGAGGAUGGGUCAUGGAUUUGGACGAGGAAAAAGAAUGGGAUGAAAAAUCUAAGAAAGCUAUCGAGGAAAUGCGAAAACGAUUUGAAAGUGUGGAUAAGGUUAAGUUGAAGACUUCGAGCCCUUUAGCGGAUCAGGAAGAAAUUCAUUUGACAGAGCUUGUUCAAUAA
Messenger RNA from Naegleria fowleri, 1398 nucleotides. RefSeq lists its product as uncharacterized. The record is from RefSeq and is a predicted model, not a curated record. Gene Ontology annotation, cellular component: cytosol. Lineage: Eukaryota; Heterolobosea; Eutetramitea; Acrasida; Naegleriidae. Gene Ontology annotation, biological process: response to oxidative stress; cellular response to stress; hydrogen peroxide catabolic process. The coding region runs from base 1 to 1398 and encodes 465 amino acids. Gene Ontology annotation, molecular function: thioredoxin peroxidase activity. The transcript has 4 exons.